Molecule: messenger RNA, 732 nt
Organism: Castor canadensis (American beaver)
Lineage: Eukaryota; Metazoa; Chordata; Mammalia; Rodentia; Castoridae
Source: RefSeq, a predicted model, not a curated record
AACCUGUGGCUCCAGGCUGGCGAUUUGGGUGGUGGGGCGGCGGGGCACCUGCGCGAGCGCUCCGCGUGGCUUAUAAACAUGGCUGGCGUAGCGGUGUCGGUCAGGAGUGCGGCGAGGGGCUUUGAGGGCCGGAGGGUCUACACUUUUUGAACUUUCUGGCCGAAGUGACGCCGUUGAGGGCGCCCCGGCCAGGGUCAGCCGCCGGGGGACCAGGCUGAGCUCCCUGAACCGCGGUGCUGCAGAAGGAAAACAUGAUCUCUGUGGCUGUGCCUACCAAUGUGGUCACCAUUACUCCUGCCAAAGUGGUGAGUACUGUGACUACCCUGAAGCCAUCAAGUUUGGGAGCAUCAUCUACCCCCUUAAGUGAGCCCAGUCUCAAAGCAGAGAACUCAGCGGCUGCUCUGAUUAAUCUUUCUCCAAUAAUGGUAGAAAAUGUGAAGAAAUGUCAAAACUUCCUUGCAAUGUUAAUAAAACUAGCAUGUAGUGGAUCUCAGUCUCCAGAAAUGGGUCAGAAUGUGAAAAAGCUGGUGGAACAACUUUUGGUCGGAAUUCGAGGCACCAAUAUUGUUGUCCUUGGGGUAGAAAAGAAAUCUGUUGCCAAACUUCAAGAUGAAAGAACUGUGAGGAAAAUUUGUGCCCUUGAUGACCAUGUCUGCAUGGCUUUUGCAGGUAUGUGUGGACCUACGCUAAUGGUGCAUAGUAUUUUUGUGUAGUAGGGCAACACAGUUCUCU